CUGUUUCAGUAAAGAAUGGCAGCUAUUGAACGGAAUCCAGGACUACCAAUCGAAAUUGCACAUAGCUACCUAAUUCUUAAUUUCUAUUCAGUCUUUCUGGAUAUAAAUACAUGGGCAAAACUUGCAUAUGUACUCACAGGUAUUCAAAUAUUCAAGAAGAGUAAAACUAAAGUAAGAAAAAUGGAAGCAGCCAAAUGUGUAAAAGCCCCUCUCGGCGUUCUGAUCAUGGGUGUACUGAUUUUGGGGCUGCUUAUAGUACAAACUCCAGUAGAGGCUAAGAGCUGCUGCAAGAGCACUGUUGGGAGAAAUUGCUAUAACGCUUGCCGUUUACGAUUUGCCAGGCAAGUUUGCGCAUCAACAUGUAGCUGCAAAAUUGUUGGAGGGAACAGGUGUCCCAGAGGUUACCCCAAACUAAGCGGCUUUCUAAACUCAGAGGACUUUGAAGAGCAAACCAACGUAGAGGAUCAAGCAUAUCAAAUCAAUGAGUACUGCAAGUUGGGCUGUGUAUCAUCUGAAUGCGGUGAUAACAUAAUUACUACUUCACAGUCCUCCCAGAAGUCCGACCAAGAGGUGGAACGAUGUAACAAUGCAUGCUUGGAGCUAUGCAACAAGAAUUCCAACACUGAAGCUGCUGGUACCGCUUAAAACAGAUUAAUGCAUGAAGAUAUCACGUCCAAGCCAACCAAACUGGCCUAAUCUAUAAUAUCUUAAUUGUUGCCUUUUUAUUUCGAGUGAUUGUGGUGUGCGAGUGCUGUACAAAUUUGUAGUUCCUAUAACUGUCUUGUGACAGUGCUUUACCAGUUAAGUUGCAUACUUGUAUUGCAUCCUCUACUAAAUAAAGUCGUCAUGCAUGUAUGACGAAAAACGGAUUGCAGUAUGCAAGUUUCGUUAAGACUAGCUUCUACUA
Messenger RNA from Papaver somniferum (opium poppy), 907 nucleotides. Its product is annotated as alpha-1-purothionin-like. NCBI's taxonomy places the organism in Eukaryota, Viridiplantae, Streptophyta, Magnoliopsida, Ranunculales, Papaveraceae. Bases 16 to 645 code for a protein of 209 amino acids. Gene Ontology annotation, biological process: defense response. The transcript has 3 exons. The record is from RefSeq and is a predicted model, not a curated record.